Messenger RNA from Culicoides brevitarsis, 5498 nucleotides. RefSeq names its product trichohyalin-like. The record is from RefSeq and is a predicted model, not a curated record. Lineage: Eukaryota; Metazoa; Arthropoda; Insecta; Diptera; Ceratopogonidae. Gene Ontology annotation, biological process: proteolysis. Gene Ontology annotation, molecular function: serine-type endopeptidase activity. The transcript has 10 exons.
UAAUUCCUCCAAAGAUGAUUUUUUCCAUAUUUUACGGAAUUCUCUUCUUGAAUCUCGGAUUUGCUUUCAAAUUAACGAAUUACAUAACAGGAGGAAAUCCAGCUGAGAAAAAUCAAUUUUUUGUAUCAAUUCGAGAUAAAAAUGUCGAUGAAAAGAAUUUUGGAAAAGGUCACAUUUGUGGCGGAACAUUGCUUCAUGAUGGAAACGCAGUUCUAACAGCAGCUCAUUGUCUCUUCUAUACGAUUCAUGGAAAUUUGAAACGAUAUAACGCGAAUGAGUUAAUAACUGUCAUGGGAACGCAGGAUUUACGAGAAGCUAAUGGAGCUGUAAUUGAGCAAGUGACGAAAAUUGACAUUCAUGAAAACUAUACGAAAAGUGUUACGAAGAAUCAGAAUGAUAUUGCCGUGCUAUGGAUAACGAAUAGUAAAGAAAAUGACAGAAAAGGAUUGGAUUUGAUAAAGAGAAAAACUGAACCUAAUGAAAUUUGUAUGAUUUUUGGACAUGGAAGUGUAAAUUUAACGAACAAGGAAUUAUCGAAUCAACUUUUGACAGCAAACGUUACAGUAAUUGAUAUGAGCAUUUGUAAUGGAACAAGAAGUUAUAAUGGAAGUAUAUCAGAAGGAUUGAUUUGUGCAGGAAGUUUAGAUGGAGAAGUUGAUGUUUGUCCAGGGGAUGGCGGAGGUCCUCUUGUUUGUAAUGGAUUAUUAGCAGGAAUUAUUUCAUGGGGAUCAGGAUGCGGAAAAAUUAAUUAUCCAGGAGUAUAUGUUGACGUUGGAUUUUAUGGAAAUUGGAUAAAAGAAAUAUUGGAAGAAGAAGAAACAGAGACGACUACUGAAGGUUUGGAGACAACAUCAGAUGAAGAAACAUCGAGUUCAGAGGAAACUUCAAGUUCAAAGGAGACAUCGAGUUCAGAGGAAACAUCGAGUUCAGAGGAGACAUCGAGUUCAGAAGAAACAUCGAGUUCAGGAGAAUUAACUACGACAACUGAAGAUUUUGAAACAACUAUAAUAGAAGAAACAACUACAGAAGAAGAACCAACGACUUCAGAAACGACAGAAGAAACAACUACAGAAGAAGAAUCAACGACUUCUGUUACAGAUACAGAAGAAGAAUCAACGACUUCUGUUACAGAUCCUUCAACUGAAACGACAUCGAGUUCAGAAGAAACAACUACAGAAGAAGAAUCAACGACUUCUGUUACAGAUCCUUCUACAGAGACGACAUCGAGUUCAGAAGAAACAACUACAGAAGAAGAAUCAACGACUUCUGUUACAGAUCCUUCAACUGAGAGUUCAGAAGAAACAACUACAGAAGAAGAAUCAACGACUUCAGAAACGACAGAAGAAACAACUACAGAAGAAGAAUCAACGACUUCUGUUACAGAUCCUUCAACUGAAACGACAUCGAGUUCAGAAGAAACAACUACAGAAGAAGAAUCAACGACUUCAGAAACGACAGAAGAAACAACUACAGAAGAAGAAUCAACGACUUCUGUUACAGAUCCUUCAACUGAAACGACAAAGAAACAACUACAGAAGAAGAAUCAACGACUUCAGAAGAAACAACUACAGAAGAAGAAUCGAACGAAGAAACAGAAGAAGAAUCAACAGAAGAAACAACUUCAGAAACGACAUCGAACAGAAGAAGAAUCAACGACUUCUGUUACAGAUCCUUCAACUGAAACGACAUCGAGUUCAGAAGAAACAACUACAGAAGAAGAAUCAACGACUACAGAAACGACAGAAGAAACAACUACAGAAGAAGAAUCAACGACUUCUGUUACAGAUCCUUCAACAGAGACGACAUCGAGUUCAGAAGAAUCAACUACAGAAGAAGAAUCAACGACUUCUGUUACAGAUCCUUCUACUGAAACGACAUCGAGCUCAGAAGAAACAACUACAGAAGAAGAAUCAACGACUUCAGAAACGACAGAACAAACAACUACAGAAGAAGAAUCAACGACUUCUAGACGACAUCGAGUUCAGAAGAAACAACUACAGAAGAAGAAUCAACGACUUCAGAAACGACAGAAGAAACAACUACAGAAGAAGAAUCAACGACUUCAGAAACGACAGAAGAAACAACUACAGAAGAAGAAUCAACGACUUCUGUUACAGAUCCUUCAACUGAAACGACAUCGAGUUCAGAAGAAACAACUACAGAAGAAGAAUCAACGACUUCAGAAACGACAGAAGAAACAACUACAGAAGAAGAAUCAACGACUUCUGUUACAGAUCCUUCAACAGAGACGACAUCGAGUUCAGAAGAAACAACUACAGAAGAAGAAUCAACGACUUCAGAAACGACAGAAGAAACAACUACAGAAGAAGAAUCAACGACUUCUGUUACAGAUCCUUCAACACAAACGAAAUCGAGUUCAGAAGAAACAACGACUUCUGUUACAGAUCCAUCAACAUAGACGACAUCAGAAGAAAAGACGACAUCGAGUUCAGAAGAAACAACUACAGAAGAAGAAUCAACGACUUCAGAAACGACAGAAGAAACAACUACAGAAGAAGAAUCAACGACUUCAGAAACGACAGAAGAAACAACUACAGAAGAAGAAUCAACGAGUUCAGAAACGACAGAAGAAACAACGACUUCUGUUACAGAUCCUUCAACUGAAACGACAUCGAGUUCAGAAGAAACAACUACAGAAGAAGAAUCAACGACUUCAGAAACGACAGAAGAAACAACUACAGAAGAAGAAUCAACGACUUCUGUUACAGAUCCUUCUACAGAGACGACAUCGAGUUCAGAAGAAACAACUACAGAAGAAGAAUCAACGACUUCAGAAACGACAGAAGAAACAACUACAGAAGAAGAAUCAACGAGUUCAGAAACGACAGAAGAAACAACGACUUCUGUUACAGAUCCUUCAACUGAAACGACAUCGAAAUCAACGACUUCUGUUACAGAUCCUUCUACAGAGACGACAUCGAGUACAGAAGAAACAACUACAGAAGAAGAAUCAACGACUUCAGAAACGACAGAACAAACAACUACAGAAGAAGAAUCAACGACUUCUGUUACAGAUCCUUCAACAGAGACGACAUCGAAAACGACAGAAGAAACAACUACAGAAGAAGAAUCAACGACUUCUGUUACAGAUCCUUCAACUGAAACGACAUCGAGUUCAGAAGAAACAACUACAGAAGAAGAAUCAACGACUUCUGUUACAGAUCCUUCAACAGAGACGACAUCGAGUUCAGAAGAAACAACUACAGAAGAAGAAUCAACGACUUCAGAAACGACAGAAGAAACAACUACAGAAGAAGAAUCAACGACUUCUGUUACAGAUCCUUCUACAGAGACGACAUCGAGUUCAGAAGAAACAACUACAGAAGAAGAAUCAACGACUUCAGAAACGACAGAAGAAACAACUACAGAAGAAGAAUCAACGACUUCUGUUACAGAUCCUUCAACUGAAACGACAUCGAGUUCAGAAGAAACAACUACAGAAGAAGAAUCAACGACUUCUGUUACAGAUCCUUCAACUGAAACGACAUCGAGUUCAGAAGAAACAACUACAGAAGAAGAAUCAACGACUUCAGAAACGACAGAAGAAACAACUACAGAAGAAGAAUCAACGACUUCUGUUACAGAUCCUUCUACAGAGACGACAUCGAGUUCAGAAGAAACAACUACAGAAGAAGAAUCAACGACUUCAGAAACGACAGAAGAAACAACUACAGAAGAAGAAUCAACGACUUCAGAAACGACAGAAGAAACAACUACAGAAGAAGAAUCAACGAGUUCAGAAACGACAGAAGAAACAACGACUUCUGUUACAGAUCCUUCAACUGAAACGACAUCGAGUUCAGAAGAAACAACUACAGAAGAAGAAUCAACGACUUCAGAAACGACAGAAGAAACAACUACAGAAGAAGAAUCAACGACUUCUGUUACAGAUCCUUCUACAGAGACGACAUCGAGUACAGAAGAAACAACUAUAGAAGAAGAAUCAACGACUUCAGAAACGACAGAAGAAACAACUACAGAAGAAGAAUCAACGACUUCUGUUACAGAUCCUUCUACAGAGACGACAUCGAGUUCAGAAGAAACAACUACAGAAGAAGAAUCAACGACUUCAGAAACGACAGAAGAAACAACUACAGAAGAAGAAUCAACGACUUCUGUUACAGAUCCUUCAACUGAAACGACAUCGAAGACGACAUCGAGUUCAGAAGAAACAACUACAGAAGAAGAAUCAACGACUUCUGUUACAGAUCCUUCUACAGAGACGACAUCGAGUUCAGAAGAAACAACUACAGAAGAAGAAUCAACGACUUCUGUUACAGAUCCUUCAACUGAAACGACAUCGAAAGAAGAAUCAACGACUUCUGUUACAGAUCCAUCAACAGAGACGACAUCAGAAGAAAGUUCGAGUUCAGAAGAAACAACUACAGAAGAAGAAUCAACGACUUCUGUUACAGAUGCUUCAACUGAAACGACAUCGAGUUCAGAAGAAACAACUACAGAAGAAGAAUCAACGACUUUUGUUACAGAUCCUUCAACUGAAACGACAUCGAGUUCAGAAGAAACAACUACAGAAGAAGAAUCAACGACUUCUGUUACAGAUCCAUCAACAGAGACGACAUCAGAAGAAAGUUCGAGUUCAGAAGAAACAACUACAGAAGAAGAAUCAACGACAUCGAGUUCAGAAGAAACAACUACAGAAGAAGAAUCAACGACAUCGAGUUCAGAAGAAACAACUACAGAAGAAGAAUCAACGACUUCUGUUACAGAUCCUUCAACAGAGACGACAUCGAGUUCAGAAGAAACAACUACAGAAGAAGAAUCAACGACUUCUGUUACAGAUCCUUCAACUGAAACGACAUCGAGUUCAGAAGAAACAACUACAGAAGAAGAAUCAACUUCUUCUGUUACAGAUCCGACUUCUGUUACAGAUCCUUCAACAGAGACGACAUCGAAAACGACAGAAGAAACAACUACAGAAGAAGAAUCAACGACUUCAGAAACGACAGAAGAAUCAACGACUUCUGUUACAGAUCCUUCAACUGAAACGACAUCGAGUUCAGAAGAAACAACUACAGAAGAAGAAUCAACGACUUCAGAAACGACAGAAGAAACAACUACAGAAGAAGAAUCAACGAGUUCAGAAACGACAGAAGAAUCAACGACUUCUGUUACAGAUCCUUCAACUGAAACGACAUCGAGUUCAGAAGAAACAACUACAGAAGAAGAAUCAACGACUUCAGAAACGACAGAAGAAACAACUACAGAAGAAGAAUCAACGAGUUCAGAAACGACAGAAGAAUCAACGACUUCUGUUACAGAUCCUUCAACAGAGACGACAUCGAGUUCAGAAGAAACAACUACAGAAGAAGAAUCAACGACUUCAGAAACGACAGAAGAAACAACUACAGAAGAAGAAUCAACGACUUCUGUUACAGAUCCUUCAACAGAGACGACAUCGAGUUCAGAAGAAACAACUACAGAAGAAGAAACAACGACUUCUGUUACAGAUCCUUUAA